AUGGGGGUGACAGCUGAUGUGAAGCAGUCGCACGAAACGAUGCUCACAUCCGCUGUGACGGUGCAGCAACCUUACUUUGGUUGGUCGGCCACUCCGACCAUCUGGUCAGCUCUGGAGGUUUCCUCAUACGCGUCCUGCCCCAGCGGCGUGCACUGCAGCUGGUCUGUGGACGUGGCGACGCUCAGACUUUUAGAGCUCGUGCUGGAGGGCCACAUGGCAGGAUGCCUGGUCGAUCUCCGUUCCCUGGCGCGCUGGCACCUGGGGCAGGACUCUAUUCAGAUCACUUGUCACAUGGACGCGAUGGAGCACACGGCCAUGCUUGCCUGCCCUUGGAUCGACUACAAGUGGGAGUUGUCUUACGUUUUAGGACAGAUUGUUUGGAUGCCCGCGUUUGCUUUCUGGAGUGUUUUGCUGUUCCUUGCGGAAUUCCGUGCCACGUACUUCACGGCGCCACCUCGUGCGCGUCGGAUAGUUAGACCCCGGUGCUUCACAGAGUUGGCAGCGGCCUCGUGCCUGCGAUCACAUCUGUUUGAUCUGGUUCGCGUAGACUCGGAGAUCAGUGCAACCAGCGCCUGCUACGUGAGUCCGUCGCGUUCCGCCGCCCCCAUCGUGGCACCGCGCGUGGUGAUCCUGCGGUCAACCGAUCUGUGGGUGUGCGUGUUCGGCCUGGGCGGCAACGGUGGCCCCGACGCGGGGCCCGCCGUCGAGGGGCCCCUGCGCGCCGCCCACCUCGCCCUCGGCUCCUGGCCGGGGGACUGCAGCGUGGGAGGCCAGCUGUGGCGCGUCUUGAGGAGCAGGGACUUCAACGACGUCAUCGUCCGGGAAACGCAGGACCACCGCGGAAGCGCCGCAUCAUGCCCGGCGAGGUCUGCAUGCAGCGUGGGCAGACCGUUGCGCUGUCGACCGGGCUCGUGCGCAUGCCCGUGCUGCCGGACGGAUGGGUCACCCUCCACGCCCGCUUCGUGGGCGGGCCCACCUUCUUCGAGGAGAGACGACCAUGACCCAGGACUCCAUGCCCGGGGCCAUCAACGAGGAGGACUUCGCCAGGGCCGCGGAGAAGAAGGCGCGCGAGGAGGCCUCGGCGGACAGAGCACCCGCAGAGAAGGCGCCGAGGCCAGAGCGCCGGCCUUGAGCGCGAAGGACGCGGAGACCUUCGGCGACGCGGCGGACGCCCCCGGGCCCUGGGCGAAGCAGGCCGACGCCCCCGGCAAGGGCGGCGACGCGCCGUCGGCCCCGGCGGCCGGCAGGGCGUCGGAGAGGGCGCCGGAGAGGGAGAAGGAGAAGAAGAAGCGCAGCAAGGCCGAGCCCUCCGGCCCGAGCUACGGCCGGUCCUGGCUGCUCUCGGCGCAGGACGCGCUCCGGAAGGCCAGCCGGCUGGAGACUCCGGACCCCGGCAUGGCGGGGUUCCGCACGCUGUACUUCCCCCCGCCGGCCAAGGAGCGGGACCGGGACCGAGACCGGCGGCGCGAGCGGCGCGCCGAGCGUGCCGCCGCCGCCCAGGGAGAGCCAGACGAGGUGGACCAAGCCCCGAAGGAGGACAAGGACCGCGAGCGGCGCCGAGACCGGCGCGACAAGGCGGAGGGAGAAGCGGAGGAGACCGCGCGAGCGCCCGCGCCGCCGCGACCGGCAGCGCCGCCGGGAGCGCGAGGCGGAGGACCGACGCGGGCCGCGGAGAUGGCGGAGCGGCAGGAGGCCCCCGAGCACGGCGGGGCCAGAUCCGGCGACGAGCCGGUCGCGGCGGCGGGGGGUGCCUCCGCGUCGAGCCCCGCGGCAGUCUUCGCCGCCUCGCCAGCGACAAGGUCGAAAGCGAUUGCGCCACACAAGGAGCUCACUAGCAGCAAAAACUACGACCUGCUCGAUGCAGAGACAAUAUCAGCUUUGCACGGCACCUUGGAAAUCGGCGGUUUCAAACGAAGGGCGGGCGCCCGUGAGAAAUGGGCCAAAGCCCGCAACUGCCUCGUUAGGGGGCGACCGACUCUUCUCAUGAUUACGGACUGGCAUCGGCUCGUUAAGGCAGAUUGUUGCGACUUCGACGCCUCUCACUUGAACGUUGUCGAAGUGGCGGACAACAGUCCAAGUGAGCUCGUUCAAUCAUGGGGCGACGCCAUCUUUGGCAUGGAUUGCGCGCCCGCCGGGAACAUGAUUGAGCCCUUCUUUUGGUCGCAACUUGAACGCCGUCGAGACGCGGGGGCCGACGCGGGCGCGCGCUGCCGCGCGUUGCGGAAUGGCCCGGACAAAGCUCACGCAACGGUUGAGUUCAACGAGGAACUUGUUCGGCCCGUGGGGGCGGGUGCCCUGGAAGUCGGCGGCAACUGCGCCUCUGCCCGCUCGAACAGGUCGGGCGCGCAAGCGGCGCAGUCCAGCUCGGCCAUCGCGGGGAGACUCGGUGCCAGGGUAGUCCGGCUGGGUUUCGCCACGGGGGCCGUUGUGGCCCGUUCUACGGAUGCGACCGCAAAGGUGCCCGCGGGGCUGAACAAUUUCCAAGGAUCGCGCUUCGAGCCCAUCGGUUACGAGGGCCUCGACGGGGGCGAGCGCGCCCGGGCGCAUCAACCGGACAGGGGCGCGACCCUUCCGACCAGCCAUGGCUCCGCGGUCGCCGCGCAGACGGUCCGCAUGACCAUUGGCGAGCUGCUGAUAGACGGCGAGGUAGACCCAGUUUUCCAGGAUAUCGCGCCACCGGACUAUCACGUCCUAGACGCCGGGUCUGACGCCAACGCAGGACCCGCCGGCGCCGCGGCGGCAGCGGGCGCCGCGGAGCCGCCGCCCGCGGCCGGCGGCGCGGGCCGCGGGGCGCAGGGCGCCGAGGCCGCCGCGGCCGGGGCGCCGAGGCCGCCGCGGCCUCUCUGCCCGGCCGGCAGCGAUCCGCGGAGUCCUGGCGACCCGGCGGCUCUGCGCCGCUGCGCUCCCGCGGAGUCCUUCAGCAUUCUUGCGAUGCUCAAUUCGAUGCGCCGAGGCGCAGGCAGAGACGAACAUUUCGUGGAGCACGGCGCGAAGCUUGUAACUCUGCCUUGGAACUAUGCGGAGUCCAGAGACGCAGCGGCCUGCACCCUCUAUUUGAACUCUUGGCAGCAGCCUCCAGCUGGCAAUUCACUUCCGCCCAAGGAAUGUUUGAACACCCAGGAGAUGCGCAUGACCCACCGCAACUCGCAAGACAUGUCGGCUGUCAAGCCCAAAUCGAACAGACAGCUGACCAUCAACGACGAGGAGAUCGACAUGCCCGAUCCAGGCCACAAGGUCAUUCAAGCAGGCGCGGUUGCGGUUCGGUCUCUAACGCGCGAGCUGGCAAAGCAGCGCGUCGACGUCAGCGCUAACCUCGAGCUGCUCUGCACAAUAGCUUCGACGACACCGCCGGGAGGGCUAGCGGCAUUAGCGAUCAGUCCGCCUGCUAAAAAGCCUCUGGGUGUGCGUGACAACGCCAUCGGUGCUUGGUGUGACAGCGAUGAGGAAUAUGACGCCUGGAACGAUAACCGCUUCGUCGUGGAGCCUGGCGCGCGGACGUGCACGUUCACCCGGAAGCGUAACCGCGAGGAGGAGUUCGCGCGCAUCGGCGCGGGCAAUGCUCCAGCCGCCGAGUGCUCCUGGGCCAGCGAUUUGUGGGUCUCGCCGUGUGCGCUGGCGAUCUCGACCACUGCCAACGCCUGCCUCUCGCAGACCGACGUCUGGGGGGCGCCCGUCCCGCUCGGCGCCGCGGUCUUCGCGGUGGCCGUGAGCUUCUUGCUGGGGAUCCUGGUUGUGCCGGCGGCGGUGCAGGCGACCAUCUGCACGUGCCUCGUGCCCGUGCGCGUGAUCCUGUGGGGGUUCACCAAGUCGGAGGUGAGGCCGCAGACCGAGCAGUGCGCCGUGAGGGCUCGGUACAUAGCAUUGACGCCCGACGAGGAUAUGUACGAGGAGGAGAUCGACACCCGGCCUGUGGUGGACUUCAAGCAGGCUGGGCCUAGGGGCGGCUUGCCGGCGGGCCUUGGAGCAGCGAAGGGCCAUCCGGUGUACCGCUUCACGGAGAAGCCGAAGGGCGCGGCGCUCCAGGCCUGGUUCGACGCGGCGGAGGGCGACGUGAAGCUGGGCAAGGUCUACUCGUUGCCCGACUCGCUGGAGACGCCCUCCGAGGACUUCGUGGCGCUCGGCAGGUACGGGCGUAUACGACCUGGGCGGGCGCGGCAGCUCGGCGGUCAUGGUCAGGCUGGCGACGAGCGGGGCCGCGAGCGAGGCGCAGCGGGCUUUCGCGGCGGAGCAGGCGCCCGCCGCGCUUGUGGGGGGGGCCCCACUCCGCCCGCGCCGCCGGAGGAUGCGCGCACGCUGGCGAUCAGGCGCGACACGGCCGGCCGCCGGCUUCGCGACCUCAACGGCGUGGCGGAGACGGCCGAUAAUAUUGAGUUCGAGGAUUGGGUGUUGUCCAGGCCCCGCACCGCGCUGUCCGUGGUCACGGAGAUUUCCAAGCAGAGCGGGGGCCCCGUCCAGCGCCGCACGAUUUGGAAACCUGAGAACGAGCAAAACGACGAGGAGCACAUUGUGGUCGCCCACGAGAUGCUUUCGGAGAUUUUGGCGCUGGCCUGCACUUACGACCAGAUGGACGUGUCGAACCUUGCGAGCAUGGAGGCGCUGGCGAGGCACAUGCAGUUCAUUGAGCACAAGAAGAAGCAGGAUACGGUCAAGGACUUCGAUUCCCAGGGCUACUACCUUGGGCGCGCAAGGAGUGCGGGCGGCGCCAUCGCGAGCCCCGAGUUGCUGAAGUGGGUGGCGGGGAUUGGCCGCGGGUCUGCUGUUGGCCGCCGCGCGAACGACUGCGUCGCCGCGCUGAACAACCUUCGCAGGGAGGUCGACUUUUGCUCGAAGGCCCGGCCUUCGGAGGCACCAUUUUCCGCUGUGGACAUGCUCUGGCAGGCCGUGUCUGAAGACAAACCGCCGGGCGACGCCCCCAGCCCCGAGGCAGCCCUUGUGGAUCUGCUCGGCUCGGGCAGUUUGGGCGAUGGCCCCGACGGCCCCGCUGUGGUGCGCCGGGAUAAGACAUUGCAAUCCGACAAAGAUGAGCACGCGCAGUUCUUGCAGGACCUGCUGGGCCGUGGCGUGGUGGAGCUGCGCGCUCAUCGCGAUUUUGAAGUGGGAGUCUUUUUCGCCUGGGAGAAGUCGGGCCGUCUGAACCAGGACGUCGCGGACUGCUUCUAUCAGUUCAGGGUGCCGGACUACAUGGCGUCGCGGUUCGGCGCGCGCCCGCUCAGGGCCCGCCAGCUGGGCGCGAAGGAGGUGGGCGGCCAUGCGCUCGCAGACGGGGCGUGGGUUUACCCUUGCCUGAGGGCGCUUCCCAUGGGCUUCUCGUGGGCCACGAGGUGGACGUUGCAGGCCCACCGGGAGCUGCUCCGUCGCGGAGGCCUCGGCGGCGUCGAGGGCGAACUUAUCGACCAGCAGAUCGCGCCCAGCGUGAAGUCGCUCCAGGUCGAGGAGAGCAAGACGAACAUGGAGGCGCUGGUCCUGGAGCUGGAUGUCAUCAUGCUGCGGGCCCGGCUGGCGCGUGCGAAGCGCUGGCGGCUGGGGCCCGAGGCCCAGGCGCUGCUGCGGCGGCGGCGAGUGGCCAGCAGAGAGGUCGAGCAUAUGAUCGGCCAUUUCACGCACGCCAUGCUGCUGAACCGCCCGGCCUUGAGCGUCUUCCGCUCGGCCUACGACUUCGCGAGGAUGCACUGCCGGGCGCCCGUGCCGCUCUGGCCGUCUGCGCGGCAGGAGCUCGCCCACGCGCUCCACCUGCUGCCGCUGCUCACCGCGCAGUUCGACACGCUGCGGUCCGAGCGGGUCACUUGCGCGGGCGCCACGCUCCGGGGCUACGCGGUGCAGGGGGCCGACGCAGAGCUCGCGGGGUGCCAGGUGCGCUCGCCCAUCACAAACGCCCGGGACCUCCUCUACGGGUUCCUGAAGGCCUCGAGGGCGUCCCUCGUCAUCGUGGGCUACGUGGCUUACUUUUGGUCGAGGGGGUUCAUCAAUGGGGCCGCUUGGAAGACGAUCCAUGCGAGGAGAUGCCAUGGGAAGGAGGCGAUGCACCUCGAGGACCUCAGGGCCGUGUUACUCGGAUGGAGGCGGAAGUGUCGUCAGGCUGGGCACCGCCGUCACCGCCAUCUGUUCUUGUGUGACAAUAUGGGCAUGGUGUUGAGCGGUGCUGCGGAGGAGCGGCCUUUUGCCCGAGGGCCGGGGGCGCCUGCCGCGCCCGCGGCCUGCGCCGGCCCCGUCGGCCAGAGCGGCGGUGGGCCCGGCACCCUCGAUCGAGCGGCAGCUGGGUUCAUCGACGAGGAGAGGCUGGUCGGGACUGGUGGGCGCACGACGCUGGAGCAGGAGAGCAUCGCGCUGAAGACGAGGCAGGGCUACGAGAGGAGGCUGGCGCGGUUCGACGACUUCUGCAGGACCCACGGGCUCGAGACGGUGAGCGACGCCGAGCUGGAGAAGGCGAUCGCGGAGUACAUGGACCUCGAGUUCAGCAGGGGCGAGCCGUCGAACAGCGGGGCCAAGUUGCUGGCCGCCAUCGGGCAUCGCGACCCAAGGCUACACCACGCAGGGAGGCUGCUGAAGCUGCCCAGCGGCGGACCACGCGGCGCCCGCGCAGCCCGGGGCUGGAGGCGAUUACCGCUCCGCGUCGCUGGUGCUAAGGCCCGAGAGGAGGAGCUGCAGGCGACCAAGACCAAGGGCUUCAACGACUCGAUCCCGCUCGUCGGCCCGUCAAGGUCGCACCUGGGGCCAUUGCUGGAGCAGGUUGCGCACCAGUCGCAGCCGAUGGAGCGCCUCUUUCCGUGGUCGGGCGCGGCCUUUAAUGCCAUGUUCAAGGAGGCGGCCGCCCUGGUCGGUCUCGCGAGCUGGGAGCUAACGCCCUGCGUCUUUCGCCACUCCGGGCCGUCGCACGACUGGCUCACCAAGGCGAGGGGCCUGGGGGCCAUCAAGCGCCGGGGGCGCUGGGCUUCCGACCUCAGCGGAAGGCGCUACGAGAUGGGCUCCAGGGUGAUGCGCCGCCUGGCCCACCUGGACCGCGGCCGACACCUGCUGCUGGCCGAGGCCGACUGGCUCCUAGAGGGGGCGCUGCAGAACGGGCGCACUGGCAACUUCGCGCGCGUGCUCCGGGACGUGGGCCUCGAGCGAGACCUGGGACAUCAGAAAUAA
This is a messenger RNA of Prorocentrum cordatum, 7128 nucleotides long. The record is from the annotation of a GenBank genome assembly. NCBI's taxonomy places the organism in Eukaryota, Dinophyceae, Prorocentrales, Prorocentraceae.